This is a messenger RNA of Panthera uncia (snow leopard), 1086 nucleotides long. It is a transcript of the gene LRRC3, whose product is annotated as leucine rich repeat containing 3. The transcript is spliced from 2 exons. The record is from RefSeq and is a predicted model, not a curated record. Gene Ontology annotation, cellular component: plasma membrane. NCBI's taxonomy places the organism in Eukaryota, Metazoa, Chordata, Mammalia, Carnivora, Felidae. Gene Ontology annotation, molecular function: protein binding. The coding region runs from base 312 to 1085 and encodes 257 amino acids.
GCCUCGCGGAGCCGCAGGCAGAGCCGCGCGCGUCCCGAGCGGCCGCAGAGGUGGGCGCAGGCCCGGGGUCGCCUCCGCACCGGGGUGUGGCUCGGGUCGGGCUCGAGCGGCCGGGAGCGUCGCGCAGAACGGUGUCCGGAGGCGGCCGCGCAGAACUGACAGAACCCCGCUUUUCCUGGCACGCGAGGAACGAGAGUUCAUGUGUGUGUCCGAUGGUCGCUUGCGCAGCGGCGGCCGGGGGAGUGGGGAAAGACGCAGCUCUGCAGCACUGAGUGAGCGGACGCUGUCGUGUGUCCCCAGGCGUGGUCAGCAUGGGCCCCGUGGGCAAGCAGAGCCCCUCAGCCCCACCGGGCCCCACGGGAGGGUCUUGCCUCCUCCUCCUCUUCUGCCUGCGCUUGGGCGCUUCCUGCCCACAGGGCUGCCAGUGCCCUGACCACGCUGGGGCCGUGGCCGUCCACUGCAGCGCGAGGGGCCUGCAGGAGAUCCCCAAGGACAUCCCUGCCGACGCCGUGCUCCUGAAGCUGGAUGCCAACAAGAUCGCCCACAUCCCCAACGGGGCCUUCCAGCACCUGAACCAGCUGAGAGAGCUGGACUUGUCCCAGAACACCAUCGAGACCAUCGGCCCCGCUGCCUUCUCGGGCCUGGCCGGGGGCCUGCGGCUGCUGGACCUGUCUCAUAACCGCAUCCGCAGGAUUCCCAAGGAUGCCCUGGGCAAGCUCAGCGCCAAGAUCCGCCUGUCCCACAACCCCCUGCACUGCGAGUGUGCGCUGCAGGAGGCGCUGUGGGAGCUGAAGCUGGACCCCGAGUCGGUGGACGAGAUCGCCUGCCACACGGCCGUGCGGGACGAGUACGUGGGCAAGCCGCUCAUCCAGGCGCUCGACUCCGGCGUCAGCUUCUGCAGCACCCACCACAAGACCACCGACGUGGCCAUGCUGGUCACCAUGUUCGGCUGGUUCGCCAUGGUGAUCACCUACGUCGUGUACUACGUGCGCCAGAACCAGGAGGACGCCAGGAAGCACCUGGAGUACCUGAAGUCCCUGCCCAGCGCCCCCGCGUCCAAGGACCCCGUCGGCCCCGCGCCCUAGU